Molecule: messenger RNA, 2412 nt
Organism: Volvox carteri f. nagariensis
Lineage: Eukaryota; Viridiplantae; Chlorophyta; Chlorophyceae; Chlamydomonadales; Volvocaceae
Exons: 13
Coding region: 1-2412 (803 amino acids)
Molecular function (GO): protein binding
Source: RefSeq, a predicted model, not a curated record
AUGGCGGGAUACCUUGCCGCUACCUUGGCCCCAAUCGAGCAAGCAAGAACUCGAUCCCUCUCCCUAGGAAGCGCCGUCACCUCUAGCAGUAGUGCCCUUUCCUGGGCCAUCGGCCAACUCCCAGCGCUCGUCCAUUUAACUCGCCUCUCCCUGGAGUUCGCAUCGGCCUCUGCCGUACGGCUACCCGCCACUCUCCAGGCGCUCAGCGGCCUGCAAGCGCUUUCGUUAGUCGUGGAUGCCGUGCAGUCGCAGGGGCAGUCGCAGGGCCACGCUGCUGUGAGUGAUGAUGGUGAUGAACCGUAUGCGGACGGUGCCGGUGGCGGCGGCGGCGGCGGCGCUGCUGUUGCGGCUGGGACCUCCCUCCUUGGCGGCGGCGGCGGUGGGGCCGGCAGUGCAGGCUCCAGAGGUGCCGCCGCCGCAGCAGCGGCCGCGGCGGCAGCAGCUGCCGUCAGCGGCGCGGCCGCUGUCGGCGGCAGCGGCUCUGCCCCAGCUGCGCAGCACGUUCCGCCUGCUGGUUUGCUUCCGCUGCUCUCCCGCUUGAGCUCGCUGACCUCCCUGGAGCUAGCCAAUAUUGCGGUGUCGGUGCCCGACGUGCUGUCCGCCGUACGACGCGCUGUAAACGCGGCCUCCGCGGCCGCCGCUCCCGCCAGUGGACCCCCCACCGCCGCCGCGACUCCUUUCUCGCGCAGCGGCGGCGGCAGUGGCGGUGGCGGCCUCCGUCGUAUCGUCCUCAAAGGCAGCGGUGUAAAUCUGACGGGGGUGGGCGACCCGGAGGCCCUGGCACAGCUGGCUAUGCUAGAGGGAGUACGGCACCUCACCCUGGCUGGUAUGGACUACGCCUGGGCCGCCGCCGCCGGCUACCACCACCGACGGGCCGGAUUCGACAGCAGCAACGACCUGCAACAGUACGACAUUGCCGCCGCCGCCGCCGCCAACGGUCCAAAUGACGUAUUCGCCAACGGCGGCAAUGCUGCCCAGCACCAACACCCGUACCCGUACGACAUGUUUGGGGCCUUGGGCGGCGUCGUCGACGGGUUUGAGGAGGGGGCCGCCGCUGCCGCUGCCGCCGCGGCUUCCGGCCGGCCCCUCGCCUUCCUGCUGUGUCUGCCGCAGCUUGCCUCAUUAAGCCUGUCUGGGUCCUUUCUGAGGACGUUGCCUAAUCGGGACAUCGGCGGUUUGGCGGCGCUGACGGCGCUGGAUCUGUCGGGCAACGGCAUCGACGACCUGCCGCAAGGUCUCGCCUCCCUGCCCCUGCUGUCGCGACUUGACGUGUCCCACAACGAGCUGGUGUCGCUACCGGCCUGGCUGGGGCAUUUGCAGUCCCUGGAGUCACUGUCGUGUCACCACAACUGCUUGGAGCGUUUCCCCUCUCUGCUGUACGACCUAACCCGGUUGUCGUACUUGGCCCUAGGACACAACCGCAUUAGCUGGUGGCCAGUGGAGUGCGUUCUGCCCCGCGACCGCCGACUCGCUGCAGCCUCUGCCGCGGGCAUCAACCUCCCGCCCUCCUCCGGCUCCGCUUCGCCUGCCGCCGCCGCCUCCCCCGCCCAUUCCGCCGGCGGCGCCGCCGCCGCCGCCGCGACGUCGCAGCCCCUUUCUCUGGUUUCCCUGGACUUAUCUCACAACCGUUUGUUCGGUUUGCCGGGCGGUUUACCGUUGCUGUGCGUGCUGCGGUCCCUGCGUCUGCGGGAGAGCCUGGCGGGAUUGGAUGGGCCGGGUACGGCAAGGGCGAUGGCGCUGCUGGCGGGUUUGACGCCACUGAGGGAGUUGGAUCUCUCGUCCAAUCACCUCGACCAGCAUGCCAUCGUACCGCUAUCGGAGCUGCGGGGACUGAGGCAAUUAUGGCUCGCGGAUAAUGGACUUGAGGAACUUCCGCUAGGCUUGGCACAUCUGAGUCACCUGACAUUACUCAGCCUGCGCGCCAACCGCUUUACGGAGGUUCCUGUUUGCCUUCGUUGGCUGUCCUCCCUCGAAGCUCUGGAUCUGUCCUGCAACCGACUGUCCGAGCUGCCGUCCUGGAUCGGCGGCGAUUGCAACAUUAACGGUCAUCCUAACGACCACACCAACGGUCACGCCGCCGUAAACCAACUUCCCAACGGUCAUUCCAAUGACCACACCACCUACUCCCAUUGCCGUCGUUGCAGCGGCAACGGUUAUGCCAACGGUUACAGUAACGGCCAACAGCAGCAGGCGAACCGCUCCAAUGAGCAGGGUCCUCUCCCCCCCGGGCACCUGGGGCUGGUGGGCCUUCGUCACCUCGACGUGUCGCAGCAGUACUCGGUGGUUGUACGGGAGAGCCCGGUGCCGUACAUACCGCCCCGACUGGUACGUUGGCAGAGGGGUGGCUGCGGAGGUCCAGCCGCCGCACUGCCUGUACGGCCCUCUGCAGCUCCGUCAGCAGCGAUCGUGUAA